UUCCGUUUCCGGUCUUAUUAGCUGAUUUGGGUCAAUAGUGCACUUGAAAACUGUAUUAAGUCCCUUUAUGUGUUAAUUCUGAGCAUUAUUAAUGUUCGGUCGCAGAUUAGAGUGACGUUAAAGCUCUAACGACACGUUUAAGUGGAGGGAACGGUUUCGUGUUAGCCUAGCACAUGUUAGCACAACAAUAACCUUGGUACACAUGUGAUGCUUGUUAUCAUCUAAACAGAAGAAAUGGCAGGAUUGGGUCGAAUCCUCAUGUCUGUCUCUGCUUUGGCAAAGAAUCAGAUAGAAGCUACAUCAAGGCCAGUGUACAUGGUUUGUAGGAGCAAAUUUACAAGGUCUCGUAUUCCUCCACAGGUGUUUGAAGAGUGUUCUAAGGAACAUGAAAUGUACGGUGGUGAUCCAGAGCAGCCACAUAAACUUCACGUAGUGACGCGAGUCAAGAGUACAAAGGGACGUCCUUACUGGGAAAAAAAGGUGGUGAAGAGUUUGGGGCUAUUGAAGUCUCAUGAACCCAGAGUACACAAGAACAUGCCCUCAGUGAAUAACCAACUGAAAAUCAUUAAGCACCUGGUUAGGAUCCAACCCUUAAAACUUCCGAAUGGACUACCUUCAGAAGAAGAAAUGGGAGGUUCAUAUCUGAACAGUAAAGGAGAGCUGGUAAUAAAACAACUUCCGACGUCUGCAGCACAGAAAACUGUGGCGUAAUAGACUCCUCUGUCUUUGCUGUUUAUUAAACAUUAAUAAAACUGUAAUUCUAUGCUUUUCUUUGAAAAUAUUGUCUUUAGAUCUGUAAUUGUGAAGGUUUAAUGAAUAUAAUGGGUUAUACCAUGUAAGCAGGUUUGGGAGCGAAUAUACUUAACACUUCUGAGACAAGCAUCUGUAUUAAAUAGUUUUUAAAGA
Tachysurus fulvidraco (yellow catfish) is the source of this 906-nucleotide messenger RNA. It is a transcript of the gene mrpl30, whose product is annotated as mitochondrial ribosomal protein L30. Lineage: Eukaryota; Metazoa; Chordata; Actinopteri; Siluriformes; Bagridae. Gene Ontology annotation, cellular component: large ribosomal subunit; mitochondrion. The record is from RefSeq and is a predicted model, not a curated record. The transcript has 5 exons. Gene Ontology annotation, molecular function: structural constituent of ribosome. Gene Ontology annotation, biological process: translation. Bases 235 to 711 code for a protein of 158 amino acids.